Molecule: messenger RNA, 3574 nt
Organism: Plodia interpunctella (Indianmeal moth)
Lineage: Eukaryota; Metazoa; Arthropoda; Insecta; Lepidoptera; Pyralidae
Product: cAMP and cAMP-inhibited cGMP 3',5'-cyclic phosphodiesterase 10A-like
Exons: 15
Coding region: 1184-3532 (782 amino acids)
Biological process (GO): negative regulation of receptor guanylyl cyclase signaling pathway; signal transduction
Molecular function (GO): protein binding; 3',5'-cGMP-stimulated cyclic-nucleotide phosphodiesterase activity
Source: RefSeq, a predicted model, not a curated record
CAUAAUUUUUAUAACUUUGGCAGCAACUUUUAUAGAUUUAACUUUGGGUGCUAUGGUAUGGUUAAUAUAAGUGAUGAUAUAGUGAUUGAUAAAAAAAUAUCAAACCAUGAUAUGUUUUUACAAAAUCACCAAAAUUGAAAAGAAAAGAAUUUGUUGUCUUCACCCUGCAUUUUUCGUGCAUCUGCUAAUAAUUUAUUAUUGUAAAUAUCUCGGGUUCUAAGUAAUGUAUCGUGAUGAAACCCAUACCAGAUUUUAAGUUAGACUAUCCCCUAUACAACUGUGAAAACUACAUCAAAUUCCAUCCAGUAGUUUUUGUGUAAUAUAUGUGAACAAACUUACAGACAGACAAAAAUUCCAGAAAAAAUAGUUUUGACUUCUAUUACUCCCAUGGAGACUCACAUAAUUAUUUCUCUUUAAUAUCUCCUAUGUACAGACAGACAUAGCCCACGUACAGUUUUAUUUAUUAUUAUAUUUGUCAUCAUGGCUUGAAGUUUAUAAUUUUUUUGUGAGUUUUCUGCCAAAUUACAAAUUUGUCACAAUUUUAGAUACAAGUAAAAAUGAUUUUUAACAGUAAUAUGGUGUAUGAUAUUGUAUAGUAAUUAUCUUAAUUGUUUCAUGAUUACAUAGUAUUUUUUUGAUAGGUGGAUUAAGUGUAUUGUGAAUAUGUUGUGUAUUGGUAAUAAUAAUGAAUUACGCUUAUUGUGUGGUCUUCAAAAUAUGCUUACAAAUCAAAAUGAACGAAAUUUUAUGCCACCACACUCAAUACUAUUUAGUAAAGUAUUACAUGCAUUCAAUCUUUAAAAAAAUGUUUUAAAGAUGGUGUUUUUACUACGUAUAAAGUUAUUGACGUCAAGUAUUGAUAAGCACAUAUUUUCACAAGCAAAUAAUAUAGUGAUAAAUAUUCAUUUAUUUUUCAAAUAAGUAUAUAACGUUAUUGCGUAGGUUACUUACAAUCACAACUUAAGUUACUUUCUAUAAGUGCUGUGAAUAUACAAAAGCAAACUGAAUUUUUAUUAUGCAAUUGUCGAUUUUAUGAUUUUUAAUGCAUGGAUAGACCUUUUUGUACGACAAGGCUGAAUACACAAUCAAAUUAAAAAAAAAAAUUUGAAUAAAGAAUUGCCAGUUGUCAUUUUUGUUUACAUUUAAUGUGUCAUUUGUGUGUACAAUUUGUAAAUAAAUAAAAAUGCUGGAGCCAAAGAAUGUGAGGUCUGUUAAGAGUAGACAGGACACAAUAAACCAGACUGGUCUCGAUCAGAGGUACUCCCAGGGGAUAUCCAAAGUCCAGUCUCACUUUCUGGUACCGUCAGAGAAGUUAGACAGAGUUACUAGACGAGUGAUAGCCCCUUAUGCCCAAAUUGAAAGGAAAGGUCUCCGACCUUCUGAGGAUAAAGAAGGAAGGUACCUGGAUAUAAAUAGGUUUAAUGUUUUUCUGGAAGACACUGUUGAUUUGAAUUCGUUGUUCUAUGAAACUGCUAUGGUUCUCAAGACUGUUACUAAUAGUUCAGGUGUAUUCGUGUAUACUGUGGACCUGGUAAAAAACGAGAUAGUUAUGAUGCCGCAUAACACGAAGACGCCAGGCCGGCAUGAAGUUAAUAUACCAAUAGGGGAAGGUAAAGUGGCGGCGGCUCACGCGGCUGCCACCAAAGAGAACUUGCUCAUAGAGGACGUGCAGCGUGACCGACGCUUCGCCGAGGGCCUCCGCUGGAUCGACGCCAAGACCGCCCUGUGCCUGCCCGUGGUCAAACCUGAUGGGGAGUGCUACGCUGUUCUCGAACUGUAUAGGACGUAUGCUGAGCCUUAUAAUGAGGAAGUGUUGUACACGGUGAUGAGCGUGGCGUGCUGGGCGGGGGCGGCGGUGCAUCAGGCGCAGGCCAGGGUUACGCUGCAGAAGACCUCCCAUCUCAACUCCGAGCUCAGGACGCUGCUGCAGAACUACUUCUGCGACAAGGCGUCUAUUGACACCAUGCUCACGGAUAUGCUGGCCGUAGUCAAAUCCUUCAUGAGCGCCAUGAGGAGUAGCUUCUUCAUCAUCGAUAAGGAACAACUGGGUGAUUGCAUGAUAGCAGACAUGUGGGACGACGGUUGGGCUUCGGAGAAGUCUUCCAUGCCGAAGAAGAAGAUCAAAGUCAACCUAACCCUGGAGCAGACCCCAGCCGGGCUGGCGGCCCGCAGCGGCGACUUCCUCAACGUGCGCGACGCGUACAAGGACCCGCGGUUCUCGAAGGAGAUCGACCCGGCGUCCGGCACCGUGGUGCGCGCCUGCCUUGCUGCGCCCAUCGUCGACAAAAACGGUGUUAUUGGUGUCGUGCAGAUAACCAACAAGACAGACGCGGUCCCGUUCAAUGCGGAGGAUGAGGAGAUCUUCAAGGUCUUCAUCAACUACUGCUCUCUGAUCGUACACUUCCACAAUAUGCAGCAGAAUAAGAUAUUCCAUGAGAACCAGAAUAAGACUUACUCUGAGCUGGUCAGCCUCCACCUGAAGCCGUGUCGUCACGACAUCGAAGAGCUUAUGGAGACCAACGGUAUUGUGCUACCGCCAGCUAACUUCGGCAGUUACGACUACCACAUCAGCGAAGGCAACCCCGAGGAGAUGCCAGGGCUCAUCUGUUACAUGUACAUGGAGACCUUCGCCGACAGGAACUUCGAGAGGCGACAGCUGGCCGAGUUCGCCCUCACCAUACUGAGGUGUUACCGCCCGAACCCCUACCACAACGCUGAGCAUGCUUUCUGCUUCACUCACACGAUGUACCUCAUCCUGGUCAACAAUGUUGGCUACUUCGAUUUCGUUGAGACGGUAGCGCUGAUGCUGGCGGGUCUAUGCCACGACCUGGACCACCCAGGGUUCAACAACAACUUCCUGACGCUCUGCAAUCACCCGCUCGCCAAGAUGUACAAGUCUUCCAUGCUGGAGCACCAUCAUUACUUCCUCGCGAAGAAGAUUAUUGAGGACAAGAACAUCUUGGGCAAGCUGUCGCUGCUGGACCGCGAGCGCAUCAUGGAGGAGAUCAAGUACGACAUCCUCAGCACGGACCUGGCGAUGUACUUCCAGGUGCGCGCGCAGGUCGCGCCGCUCGUCGCCGACCGCUGCUUCGAGUGGACCGACAACGCUCAUCGGAGGAUGCUCAAGGGUUUAUUAAUGACGACCAGUGAUCUCUCCGGGUGCUGCAAACCAUUCGGCAUUUCGAAAAAGAUAGCAGAGUCUGUUUACGAAGAAUUCUAUAAUCAGGGUGACCGCGAACGGGAGAUGGGCUACACUCCUCUCAGCAUGAUGGACCGCCGCCGCAGCAUCAACCAGCCCGCUGAACAAAUACAGUUCCUCUCCGUCGUAGUGUUGCCAUGUCUACUGUUGCUGCACAGCAUCUUUCCUAAUACCGGGGCACUUAUAGAUAAUUGCAGAAAAACGCAAGAGUCGUGGCACACGGAGAUCGAGAUCCGCGGCCAGAAGCUGUGGCGGCAGGAGGAGUCGCUGCCGGCCGCCGCGCAGUCCCGCGUCAUCGCCAGCAACACUGACUCCCGGACUAACAUGGUCUGAUUGUGCAAUAUACAUUACUCAUUCAAACAUUGUUUUAUUUAU